This is a messenger RNA of Prunus persica (peach), 522 nucleotides long. Its product is annotated as probable folate-biopterin transporter 3. The record is from RefSeq and is a predicted model, not a curated record. Bases 1 to 522 code for a protein of 173 amino acids. Lineage: Eukaryota; Viridiplantae; Streptophyta; Magnoliopsida; Rosales; Rosaceae. The transcript is spliced from 2 exons.
AUGCCUUGGAGUUUUGUAUGGGGGGUGGUUGUUGUUUAUGGAAUAAGUCAAGGACUGGGUGGAGCUCUUUCUCGCGUGGGCACAAAAUAUUACAUGAAGAAUGUGCAGAAGGUGCAGCCUUCUGAAGCCCAAUUUUAUCAAGGAAUUAUUUAUUUUCCUUGGAUGGUCAAGCCUAUCUGGGGUCUCCUCACGGAUGUUGUCCCAAUUUUUGGGUAUCGAAGACAUCCUUAUUUCAUUUCUGCCGGUUCUAUGGGAGUGAUCUCCAUGCUCCUGUUAUCAUUCCAUGAAAAGCUGCACCUCGCAUUUGCCGUCUUGUCAUUAACAGGAGGAAGUGCUGGAGUAGCUGUAGCAGAUGUCACCACCAUAGAUGCCUGUGUGGAACAGAACAGUAUUAAUCAUCCUUCACUUGAAUCUGAUGUGCAAAGUCUGUGUGCCUUAAGUUCCUCCAUUGGGGCACUAGUGGGAUUCUCUAUCGGUGGUAUCUUUAUUCAUCUUAUAGGCCCUAAGGUCAGCUUCUUUUGA